GCCGACUUCGCCUAGCUGUCCGCGGCGGAGCAGCGGGAUCGGGACUGGCUUGGAGGAGGUGUUCCCUGCCGAGACAGGUUACAGAAUUCAGCUACAAUGGGGAAUGUUUUUGAAAAGCUGUUUAAAAGUCUAUUUGGGAAAAAGGAAAUGCGGAUUCUCAUGGUGGGCUUGGAUGCAGCUGGCAAAACCACCAUCUUGUACAAAUUGAAGCUGGGAGAGAUUGUGACAACCAUUCCUACCAUAGGUUUCAAUGUGGAGACAGUAGAAUAUAAAAAUAUCAGCUUCACAGUCUGGGAUGUUGGUGGCCAGGACAAAAUCAGACCUUUGUGGCGACAUUAUUUCCAGAACACUCAAGGUCUGAUUUUCGUGGUUGACAGUAAUGACAGAGAGCGGGUCAAUGAGGCCCGGGAAGAACUAACCAGAAUGUUAGCAGAAGACGAACUCAGAGAUGCAGUUUUAUUGGUGUUUGUAAACAAACAGGAUCUUCCUAAUGCUAUGAACGCAGCAGAGAUCACAGACAAGCUUGGCUUACAUUCCCUUCGCCAGAGAAACUGGUACAUUCAAGCUACCUGUGCCACCAGUGGAGAUGGGCUUUAUGAAGGCCUGGACUGGCUCUCCAACCAGCUCAAAAACCAGAAGUGAUCAGAAGCAACCCCUUCCCCAUGCAUUGUGGCAAAGCCAGCUGGCCUUUCCUGUGUGCAUGUGAGCGUGUGAAGAGCCCUUGGGGCUGUGCGGCUGGGAGUGGGGGCAGCUUUCUCACACCGUGCCUUAAACACGCUGUACAAAAACCAGGACUCCAUUUUAAGAAAACCAGUGUUACAUUUGAAUGCUACCUUCCAUUUCACUAGCUUUGAUGGUCAUUUUUGCUGAGGCCCCCCCUGGAUGUGAUAGUCAGAGUGUCUCUAGGCUGGAAAAGAAGAGAGCUGGAGCAGGACAUGGUCCCAUUCUUGCGAUCCUGGGUCUGGCAUCCUCCACGCACCUGGAAUUCCGUUGGACUUCAGUGUCCUUCUGUAAAAAGAAAGGAAGGACCUGUCAUUCUUGCCCUUCAUGCCAAAGCUAUCAGCUUACUUGUAGUGCUUUAAAGCAACAAGAAGAAACAUUUUGACCGAAGGCGUGAAGAGGUUCAGAGGGGAACUCUUCCGCAAAGCUGUUAGUUCAGAAAUGACUCAUUUAGCUUGUUUUAGUCCAAGGAAUCAGUGACCUUUUCCACUAGAGUAUCAAGACUGUAACACUAGAGAAGUUUCCAGCCUGCCCUUUACUUGCCAAAUGGAAACCCUGUGGGCUGCUGGCCCAACAGGAGGCCAGGACUCUUCCCCAGCCACAUGGUCCGCAGUGGAGUGAAGGUCUGCUGGAGGAAGUGAAGUGAGGUGCCUCUUGUGCUCUGGCAUCACUGUCGCACGCCCUCGAGGCUGCUGCUCCCACUUUCCUGCUCUGCGCUGAGUGUUCUUCACAGGAAGCAGACAGUUGCUCCUGGGUGGAGCUGCCACUGUGUCCAGUUGUCCUAGUCUGUUGUAGGCUUUUAGCUAGAAUCUUUCUAGAACUGUACAUCCAUGAGUUCUGAGAGUCUGAGAAAAGCAGGAGGUUAUAACAUAGGAGGUGAAGUUCCCGGUGACCCCUGGCCCUCCCUGGCUUGGUGCUAAACUUUACUUGGAGAAGUAUCUUUUAUAUACAUCGUUCUUUCGGCAUGGACUCCCUCCUCAACAGCAGUGGCGCCUGAAGAGCUGCUCGGAAAUUUGUGCUGUGUUGUCCUGCAGAUAGUGAGUGAGACAUAGGAAGGCCCUGAGAGGAGCUGGAUUCAGCGCUAAGCCCUUCUGGCCACACAGCUCUUGGCCACAUUUGUACCUAAGCUCUUCUACCACCUAACCUUUUAAAACUCCUUUCAGAAAAUUUUGAUUCCUCUUACAGGAAGGGGAAUGCAAGCCGAACUUUAAAUAAAUCUUGUUCAUUAGUAACAAAGUUAUACUAGGGGAAAAAAAAAAAAAAACAAAAAACUCCAUGUAUUGUAAAUGUGGACUGUGUUGUUUUCUUUAAAAAUUAUCUUAAGGAAUGUUCAUUGCAAUACUGGCGACCAAGUCCAGAUGUGAUUUUUAACCACAGAUGAAUUCCUGAGAAAUGUUGAAAUUGUACGCCUCCCAUUGGCUGGGAGUCUCUUACCCUUUGUAACUAUGCUUAGUGUGCCUGGCCUGGUGCUAGGCCGCAGUAAACACGCCGUGAUUGGUUAGACAAUAAAGAACUUAUUUGGGAAGUAGGA
Messenger RNA from Psammomys obesus (fat sand rat), 2251 nucleotides. Its product is annotated as ADP-ribosylation factor 2. The record is from RefSeq and is a predicted model, not a curated record. Gene Ontology annotation, biological process: vesicle-mediated transport; intracellular protein transport. The coding region runs from base 97 to 642 and encodes 181 amino acids. Gene Ontology annotation, cellular component: cytoplasm; plasma membrane. NCBI's taxonomy places the organism in Eukaryota, Metazoa, Chordata, Mammalia, Rodentia, Muridae. The transcript has 5 exons. Gene Ontology annotation, molecular function: GTPase activity; GTP binding.